Messenger RNA from Sporisorium graminicola, 1278 nucleotides. RefSeq lists its product as uncharacterized. The transcript is spliced from 2 exons. Gene Ontology annotation, molecular function: tRNA binding. NCBI's taxonomy places the organism in Eukaryota, Fungi, Basidiomycota, Ustilaginomycetes, Ustilaginales, Ustilaginaceae. The record is from RefSeq and is a predicted model, not a curated record. Gene Ontology annotation, cellular component: methionyl glutamyl tRNA synthetase complex. The coding region runs from base 1 to 1278 and encodes 425 amino acids.
AUGUCCGCACAGCGAGCGAGACAGCUGAUUACUGCUGCUUAUGCGCAGUACGCCAACGACGCCAGCGCUAUCCAGCAGCUGCAGGGAGACGCUACUCUGCCACUGGUAGACCUCGCCACCAAGCUAGCCUCUCUCACGGGCAAGUCGGCUCAGAUCUUUGGCGCAGACGACAAGGCCAAGUCGACCACCACAGAAUGGCUGCAGAAGCUCGACAAGUCGGACGAGCAGCAGCUCGUCUCCUCUCAAGGCAUCAAGACGCUCAACGAGCAGCUCGACAACGUCACCUACGUCGCCGCCAAUGAGCCCACGGUCGCUGACCUUGCGCUCUUUGCCUCCAUCUACCCGGCCGUCUCCAAGCUGCCUGCCGCCGAACAGCAUGCCAAUCCUUCGGUAGCACGCUACGUCUCGCAUCUCUCCAACCUGUCUCCCGUAGCCAAGGCUGCCAACGCUGCCCAGCUGGGAUUCACCCCAUUUGAGCCGACGUACGAGGGCAUGCCCACUAUCGAGCGUGCCAAGCCUGAGGAUCUCAAGACGGCCAAGAAGGCUAGCAAGGAGGCCGCCGGCGCUGCUGCCGCUGGUAGCCUGAAGAAGGAUGUCUCCGAGCAGCAGCAGCAGCAGGAGCCCAAGAAGGAGAAGAAGGAAAAGAAGGAAAAGGCGCCCAAGGAGGCCAAGGCUGGCGGUGCAGGCGGUGGAGGCAAGAAGGGUGGCGCUGCUGCCGCCGACACCACGGGACCUCUUCCAUCGCAGGUGGACCUGCGUGUAGGCAAGAUCGUCUCGAUCGAGCGACACCCGGACGCCGAUGCGCUGUACCUGGAGAAAGUUGAUUUUGGCGAGGCCGACGGCCCGCGAACCAUCCUGAGCGGACUGGUCAACUUUGUGCCCAUCGAAAAGAUGCAGAACCGCAUGGUGAUCGGCGUGUGCAACCUCAAGCCGGCGUCGAUGCGCGGCAUUAAGUCGUACGGCAUGCUGCUCUGCGCCACGCACAAAGACGGCAAGGAGGGCGGCGUCGAGCCCGUCUCCCCACCCGAGGGCAGCCAGCCUGGUGACAAGGUGUGGGUCGAGGGCUUCGAGGGCCGCGAGCCCGAAGCGGUGCUCAACCCUAAAAAGAAGAUCUUUGAGACGAUCCAGCCCGGCUACACUACCACGGACAACAAGGAGUGCGCCUGGGUGGGUGCUCUGCCGGACGCAGCGGAUGCAGAGGCGGACAAGAAGCCUCGUCUCCUCAGGACCGAACGCGGCGUUUUGACCUCGGACUUUGUCGGUGCCUCUCUGUCUUAG